CGUUUUGCAUCCUCCCUGCCAGCCAUCACAGCGGAGGCAGCGAGAGGAAGAGAUGGUGUCAAGGAACUGGUGAAAUAAAUAACCAUAGUAAGCCACACACUCCUACCACACCCGGAUGGAGGACACAAAGGAGGAUUGUAAGCCUGGGGAACAGAAAGAAAAUUCAGAAGCCAAGAAGAUGGGGAAGGGUGGGCUGGAGGUGUGCGAGGCAGGCAAGAAGAGUGUCGGAUCAGCCGAGGUGACAGAAAAUGGCAAACCAGAAGCACAGAACAUGAAGGACGACACAGAGGCCGGAGCGAAGAAGGAGGCAGAGGAAACGACGAAGGAAAGCGUCAAGGAGGAGGAGAGAAUGGUGGAUGGUGACACACAGACAGACACACCAGAGAAAAAGAAAAUACAGAAAACCAAAACAGAAGGAGGAACUGAAGGAGCAACAAACAGGGAGGAUAAAGAAGUGGAUGAGGAGGAGGAAGAGGAAGAGGAGGAGGAAGAGGAGGAUGUGUUUGCAGGGCUGUCUACCUUUGCUGGGGAGGUGUUUGGCACCCUGGCCACCCCCAUCGACCCCCUGUCAGGCGAGGAGAGGAGCCCCAGACCACUCUCCCUCAAUGGAUCUGACCUCUCCUCCACCAUGAGGCUUCUGCAGGACCUGGUGACCUAUGACGAGGAUGACCCUGAGAUGACCUACUGCCCCGGGCCGCUGGAUGGGCAGGGUCGCCUGGCUGCUGUGUCACACCUGCUGGCGGCGCUGGUCACCACUCUGGACCCUCAACACCUGCGUCGCCUCGCCUCACGCAUCAUGUCCGAUACCUGUCUCUGGGUGUCUAGACUCUUCAGACACUUUGAAUCCACGGCCUACAUUCACGAGGACGUGCGUGAGGGAGUGGUUCGGGUAUGUCGGAUGCUGCUGCACGCCCGCUACCCACGCCUGGCCUCGGAGGGCUUCCAGGCACUGUAUGCCCGGCCGCCGGUCAUCUACACCAGCAGCACUGUCCGGCCCGGCCUGCCCAACCACCUGGCCAACAUGCUUGGCCUGGGAUCAUCCUGUGUGCGUGUGGUGCCCUGCAACUCGGUGGUGGGGUCGCCGCUGGCCAUGGAUGUGGCUGCGCUGGACCGCAUGAUGGUGGAGGACUCGGCUGCACAGAAGAAGCCUCUCCUGGUUAUCGCCAAUGCUGGAGGUGGAGCGCUGGGUGGCGUGGACAGUGUGGGGCGGGUGCUGGAGCUGUGCAGUGCCCAUGACGCCUGGCUACACGUGGAGGGACACGCCCUGGCCGCCCUCACCCUGCCCAACACUCCUAACCUGCCAGCCAAGAUUGGUGACAGCAUGACUCUUCCUCUGUCCCUCUGGCUGGGAAUACCGUCGCUGCCUUACGUUACUCUGUACAAGGCUCAAGAGACAUCAGCAGUGCACUCGGCAGGACUCACAGCGCUCAGUCUGCAUGUCCGCCUUUCUUGUCUUCCGCUGUGGACCACGCUUAUGACACUAGGGCAGAGUGGCGUCGUGUCACGGUUCCAGCAUGCCUUUGAGUUGGGGCGCCACCUGCAGCUUCACCUCAGCACUCUGCCCAGGAUAAGACUGCUGAGCCCGGCACCACUGGAGGGCAGCACAGUGGUCACCAUUCAGGACCUGGUCAGCAAGCCUAUCAGCACUGCACAACUCCUGGAGACAGUGAGCGGGUCGGUGGUGUUCCAGUACAUUGAGGAGACCAGCAGCGGCAGCGGUGGCGGCAGGGCCAUCAGCGCCAAGAACUCUGAGUAUUACGACAACCUCAACUCUUGGCUGGGGCAGGUGGUGCGGCGGGAUGUGGGCACCAUCCCACUGGAGUUGGUGCAACUGGAGACAGCUGGCCUGGUGCUGCGGUGGAGUCCCCUAGAGGGCCCCGACACAUACCACAUCACCCUAGCUGACGUGGACCACCUCAUUGACUCCCUCCACCACCAGCUGGACAUCCUGAACGCCACAGUGGAGCAGCGCAAGACCUUCACCAGCCUGGUCUCCUCCGCCACCAACCUGCAGCUGGUGGAGAUCCCUGGGUGGGCGGGUCUGGGUGGGGUGCGGUACCUGGCUGACCUGUGGCUGGACCAGGAGACUUUCACACCAGCCAACCGAGCCGACAUCAAUGCUCUCAAUGUUCAUCUUGUCUCACAGCUCAAGGCUACUGAUUCGGCAUUUUCUCUAGGGGAGGGCAGUGAUGGGCUGAACUGUGUGCGGUUUGGCAUGGUGACGGCUGACACGGACCUCUCGGACCUGCUUUCCCUUGUCAUCACUACUGGCAAGGAGAUUGAAAAGUCAUCGCGCUUCCUGGACCAGAUGACGGAUAUUGUGAGGAAAGGCAUUGAGGCAGCCACGGAGGACCUAAAGAGGGAGAAUGAGGAGCGGCUGUGGCAGGAGGGUAUUCUGAGACACGUGCCUAUCGUGGGGUCGGUGUACAACUGGUUCUCACCGCCACCACCGCCGGGCAAAGGACGCACGCUGGACCUCACUGCCGGUGUCUUGGAGAGCACAGAGAAUAUUUACCGCUACCACAUGCAAAUCCGCCAUGGGUCAGCCCCCACACGCUCCGAGACCAAGCUACCCCCUGCCCCCUCCAUCCAAACCCCUGUCACCCCCUCAGCCUCCUCUCCAUCCCACUCCCGCUCCUCCUCCACCACCUCUGCCCUCACCCCUGGCUCCACACACUCCCGCAACACCUCGGAGCACCAGCCAAUAGCGACGCAGGAAGGCAAGGCUGCUGUGUCGGCCAAUGGGGUGCCAGCGCCGUCCCUAACACCAGCAGUGGCAGUUCAGGGCCAGUAGAGUGCCGUGGUGUGAGUGCCAGGAUGUGUGCGUGGGUGCCAAGGUCAGAGGUCGCCCAGCUAUACAAAUAUACAUAUACAUACCUAUACAUGCACUAUAUAUAUAUACAUUGUAGAGAAGGAUGUGAUAUGUUCCUUAUGGUAUAUAUAUAUAUGGCACGUUAUGUCUUGUUUUGGUUUUGUUUUUCUUUUUUUUCUGGUUUAAAUAUGUUGU
Messenger RNA from Portunus trituberculatus (swimming crab), 3007 nucleotides. Its product is annotated as pyridoxal-dependent decarboxylase domain-containing protein 1-like. Gene Ontology annotation, cellular component: intracellular membrane-bounded organelle. The record is from RefSeq and is a predicted model, not a curated record. Gene Ontology annotation, biological process: carboxylic acid metabolic process. Gene Ontology annotation, molecular function: carbon-carbon lyase activity; pyridoxal phosphate binding. NCBI's taxonomy places the organism in Eukaryota, Metazoa, Arthropoda, Malacostraca, Decapoda, Portunidae.